Molecule: messenger RNA, 977 nt
Organism: Fulmarus glacialis (Northern fulmar)
Lineage: Eukaryota; Metazoa; Chordata; Aves; Procellariiformes; Procellariidae
Product: protein zyg-11 homolog B-like
Exons: 4
Coding region: 34-534 (166 amino acids)
Cellular component (GO): Cul2-RING ubiquitin ligase complex
Source: RefSeq, a predicted model, not a curated record
AUAGCUGAAGUUAAAGAACUCCAUUCUGAAUUGAUGUGGAAGGACUUUAUAGACCACAUUAGUAAAUUAUUGCACAGUGUGGAGGUGGAAGUUAGCUACUUUGCAGCAGGGAUUAUCGCUCAUUUGAUAUCUCGAGGAGAGCAGGCCUGGACAUUAAGUCGCAGCCAGAGGACAUCUCUCCUUGAACAGCUGCAUUCUGCCAUUUUGAAUUGGCCAACCCCAGAAUGUGAGAUGGUGGCUUACAGGUCUUUCAAUCCGUUUUUUCCGCUACUUGGCUGUUUCAUGACACCUGGUGUCCAGUUGUGGGCAGUGUGGGCCAUGCAGCACGUCUGCAGCAAAAAUCCUGCCAGGUACUGCAGCAUGUUAAUUGAAGAAGGUGGUUUACAGCACUUAUACAACAUCAAGGAAAAUGUCCAGACUGAUCCACACGUCCAAAGGAUUGCUAUUGCCAUCCUGGAUAGUUUGGAAAAACACAUUAUGCGUCAUGGGAGACCACCUCCAUGUAGAACACAGCAACAAAGUAAACCAAACUGAAAGCUGCAGGUAUAGGAGUGUAAAGUAUUGUCUCUGUAAUAAUCCUUUCUGAUGUGUGUGUAGUUGGAGUAACUUGUAAUAUAGUGGUCACCAUUAAAGUGAUUUUGCCGAUAAUUGUGGUACCCAGAACCAUGUACAGUAACCUUUGGUGAAUGUCAACUUUAAUGGCAACCGCAUAUGCAACUUGUAAAGGGUCACUGCUUGGGCUGGUCAUACCUGUAGGAUUACUGCUGGCUACAAAGAGAUGGGACUUGUACAGAUCAAUAUGCACAUCUGAAAAAAAGACUAGGAAUAUCUUGUUUUGUGACUUCUGGGAGAGAAAGUUGUUUCAUCCCUAUGAUUGCUGUUCAUAACACUGUUUACCCAUUUGGUGUUUGAAUAGAACUGUGUGUGGUUGUGAGAUUCGACACUUUUACAGAUUAAAACAAAAGUACAUGCAUGCA